Molecule: messenger RNA, 1323 nt
Organism: Letharia columbiana
Lineage: Eukaryota; Fungi; Ascomycota; Lecanoromycetes; Lecanorales; Parmeliaceae
Exons: 5
Coding region: 1-1323 (440 amino acids)
Biological process (GO): peptidyl-serine phosphorylation
Cellular component (GO): cAMP-dependent protein kinase complex; nucleus
Molecular function (GO): ATP binding; cAMP-dependent protein kinase activity
Source: RefSeq, a predicted model, not a curated record
AUGCCGACUCUCGGAUUCCUCAAAAAGAAAAAGACGAAGGAGCAUGAUCCAAGUUCCCCAACCUCAACCACCGAGAGCUCUCCCGUCACCCCCACUUCAGCUGGCGGCCACAAGAGCUCACUCACAUCGGCUUCGGCAAAUACGUUGAGCUCGACCAACAGCUCUAACAGGGGAGGGGAGACCAUGCUUGUGACUCAUACAACUUCACAGCUUACCUCGGCCCCGCGAAGUGGAGGGCAAGAUCCAUUGAACGAUGGCUCGCUGCUGUCCCAAGCCGAAACCCAAACCAAUGGAUCAAGCAUCAGACCGAUCUCUACCACCUCGACUGCCACCUCCCAGACCGCCGCCUCGCGCACCACAAAAGGAAAAUAUUCGCUGACAGAUUUCACACUAAAAAGAACGCUGGGAACAGGAAGCUUUGGAAGAGUGCACCUGGUGCAGUCUAAUCAUAACCAACGCUUCUAUGCUGUCAAGGUCCUUAAAAAAGCACAGGUGGUGAAGAUGAAGCAAGUGGAGCAUACCAUCGAUGAGCGGAGGAUGCUGCAGAAGGUGAAGCACGCCUUCUUGGUGACGCUGUGGGGAACCUUCCAAGAUUCCAAGAACCUCUACAUGGUCAUGGAUUUCGUUGAAGGCGGAGAGCUAUUCAGUCUUUUGCGCAAGUCGCAGCGUUUCCCAAACCCAGUGGCCAAGUUCUAUGCGGCCGAAGUUACCCUUGCCCUUGAUUACCUCCAUGCCCAAGGGAUCAUAUACCGCGACCUGAAGCCUGAAAACCUGCUACUGGACAGGCACGGCCACCUGAAGAUCACAGAUUUUGGAUUUGCCAAGGAGGUACCAGACAUUACCUGGACGCUUUGCGGCACACCGGAUUAUCUUGCGCCUGAGGUUGUAGCUUCGAAAGGUUACAACAAGUCGGUAGACUGGUGGUCCUUGGGAAUACUGAUAUUCGAAAUGCUCUGCGGAUUUACCCCAUUCUGGGACGGAGGCUCGCCAAUGAAGAUCUACGAGAACAUCCUGAGAGGCAGGGUGAAGUAUCCUCCAUAUAUACACCCAGAUGCACAAGACCUUCUACAGCGACUCAUUACGCCUGACCUUACCAAACGGCUGGGGAACUUGCAUGGCGGCUCAAAGGACGUGAUGAACCAUGCUUGGUUCGCUGAGGUGACAUGGGACAGGCUGGCGAAGAAAGACAUCGACGCUCCUUACGUGCCCCCUGUCCAAGGUGGGGUGGGUGAUUCGAGUCAAUUCGACAAGUAUCCAGAAGAGACGGAGAAAUACGGAGAGAAAGCCCCCGAUCCACACGGUUACCUCUUCAGGGACUUUUAA